Molecule: messenger RNA, 818 nt
Organism: Xenopus tropicalis (tropical clawed frog)
Lineage: Eukaryota; Metazoa; Chordata; Amphibia; Anura; Pipidae
Product: lipopolysaccharide-induced tumor necrosis factor-alpha factor homolog
Exons: 10
Coding region: 91-642 (183 amino acids)
Cellular component (GO): membrane; endosome membrane; late endosome membrane
Source: RefSeq, a predicted model, not a curated record
UUAAAUGAGGAAGUAUUGCAAAUUUGUUUCAGAACUUGUUUCAGCUGCUGGAAUUGCAGGUUUUUACGGUAAAGACCAGGAAAACUAGUUAUGUCAGCCCCAUACCCACAAGGAUACUAUGCCUCUCCACCACAUUACACCCAGUCUGCACCAGAACUGCACCCAGCACCACACUACACCCAGCCUAUACCCCAGCCAGGAAUACCUCUUGUCCCGCAAAGCAAUUAUCCACCACCACAUGCGCCAGAAAACCCAAAACCAACAGAUGGACACAACCAAAACAUAAACAUUACUAUUGCAAAUCCACUAACCCCAACUGUACCAGUUGCUAAUGCACAACCACUGCAAAGUGCACCAGUUGUUAAUGCACAACCACUGCAAAGUGCACCAGUGCAUACAAUCGUUGGAAGUUCAUUUCAAGAUACACCAGUAACAGCAACAUGUCCAAACUGCAACCAAAGAAUUAUCACAAGACUGCAGUACAGUGUUGGGCUUUUUUCCUGGAUUCUUUUUGCAGUUUUUAUGUUUUUCGGUUGCUGGUUGGGAUGUUGUAUUAUCCCUUUUGUUAUGGACCGAUGCAAAGAUGUAGACCAUUACUGCCCAAGCUGCAAUUACCUUCUGCACAAAUAUAAACGAAUGUGAAGAAAUAAAUAUAACUUUGCUAUUUUGUCUUUAUUACAACAUACAAAUAGCGACUUUUAAGAAUCAUACAGAAUGUGCACAUUUAUGAGUCAAAUAGAAUGUUGAUGUAUUUUAAAACAUUCUGUAAAAAUUUGGAAAUAAUAUACAAUAAAAAAUAAUUUUCUAGCUCUACCGCA